CACUCCAACCUUUUCCAACUUUCUUCCACCUUUUUUCCUUUCUGCUUUUCUGUUAAUACACAACUGGCCCAACUGCUCUCAACACAACCUCCCCUUUAUCUUCCCACACUUGAGUGACUUCCAAGAACCAACUAAAUCAUCACAUUCACCUUCAAACUUCCAAUCUUUCUUCCUUAAUUCCCAUAAAAACACUCACCCAUUUGGGCAUUUUUAUCCAAAGGUUUGUUACUCAGUUGCUUCAAGAAUUCAUAUUUUUUCAUAUUCAUCUUCAAAGUUCCAAUCUUUAUUCCUUAAUUCCCAUAAAAACAGACACCCAUUUGGGCAUUUUGAUUCAAAAGCUUGAUACCAAUCUUCAAGAAUUCAAAAUCAACAUAUUUUUCUCCAAAUUUAUAAUCUUUCUUCCUUAAUUUCCCCAAAAACAGACACCCAUUUGGGGAUUUUAGCUCAUAAGCUUGAUACUAAUUAGUGGGUUGCUUCAAGAAUGGAAAAAGAUGGCUUCUUUAACAAUGAAGGCAAUGGAAUGGGAAUCCCACAAGCCUGGAAUUCAAUCUUUGGAAUGGAAUUAGAAACCCAAGUUCCCAAUUGCUUUGUCAAUAGCAAUUGGGAUAAUUCAAUGGAUCAGAGCGAUCCCUUUGAAUCUGCAUUGAGUUCCAUAGUCUCAUCUCCGGUGAACUCGCACUCCGGAAUCCCGAAUUCCGGAGGUGAGAAUAUGGUUCUCAAGGAACUGAUUGGUAGAUUAGGAAUCAUAUGUAAUUCUGGAGGAGACAUUUCACCUCAAUCCUGCAUUGUUGGAAACAGUAGUUCCAACACAUCAUGUUACAACACUCCAUUGAAUUCACCACCUAAGCUCAAUCUAUCAAUCAUUGAUCAUGGGAAUUCAAUUCCCAGGAAUCAUCAAUUCCCACCUGCUCCAUUCCCACAUAUGGUGGAAUCAGGAAAGUUGUCAAGAGUGUCAAGUAAUCAGUCUUUUAAAACUGCUGAAUACCCAAUUCCCACUCCCAUUCCAGCCUCUGAUAAGAAACUAAGCAGGCUAUCUUUGAUUCCAGAUAAUAAGGAAUUGGAUAGUUCAAUGGAGGAAUCAUCACUUUCUGAACAAUACCCAAAUGGGGAAACUGGAAUAAAAAGUCAAAGUACCUAUUCCAAUGGCAGAAAGAGAAAGGUAAUCCCUAAGGGGAAUGGAAUAGAAACCCAUUCCAGUACUUUGUCUGCUAAAGACAGUGAGGCUGUAGAGGAACCAGAGAAAGAGGUAUCAGAUGCAAAAAGAAGCAAGUCAGGUGAAGAAGGGAAUGGAAUUGAAAAAGAAAAGGAAGAGGGGAAUCAGAAACCUACAAAGGAAAAUGCGAAACCGGAGCCACCGAAGGAUUACAUUCAUGUUAGAGCGAGAAGGGGUCAAGCUACUGAUAGCCAUAGUCUUGCGGAAAGGGUCAGAAGAGAAAAGAUCAGCGAGAGAAUGAAGUUCCUUCAAGAUCUUGUCCCUGGUUGUAACAAGUUGACAGGAAAAGCUGUUAUGCUCGACGAGAUUAUAAACUACGUGCAGUCGUUGCAAAGACAAGUCGAGUUCUUGUCGAUGAAACUAGCAAACAUUAAUCCUAGGACGGAUAUGAACAUGGAAGCGGUUUUAUCUAAAGACACUCGCGCUUCCAUGUUAAAUACCAUGAACAACAUGGAUGCACUGGCUCAGCCGCUCUACGUCAUGGCUCACAACGGUCCACAGAACCCAUUGACAUCAAUGAUGCACCAUGGAUCAAACAUGAAGUCAUCACAAAUUGAUGGGUUCGGUGAAGCUUCGGCGUUCUGGGGAAAUGAUCUUCAGAGUGUCGUACACACGGGGUUCAGCCAAAAUCAUGGACCGAGCUUCUACGGAACAAUGGGCACGGGUCAAAUGAAAGUUGAGCUAUGAUACUGACCUUGUUGACAUAGUUAUUUAGGCGAUUACGCAAGAAGAUCAUUUGUAUAGCUAAAAGAAGAAGACAUAUAUCUUCACCUAUUUUUACAAGAAAUUGUUUGUAUAAUUUUAGAGCUAGUUUGUACAAGUUUGUGGGGAUAAAGUAUGUAAAAUGUUGUAACAUGUUGCAACCUUGUUUUCUCUACAUAUUUUCUUAACAUUAUGAUAAAUCUAAUCAUUAUUUUUUGUUUG
Helianthus annuus (common sunflower) is the source of this 2137-nucleotide messenger RNA. RefSeq names its product transcription factor bHLH77-like. NCBI's taxonomy places the organism in Eukaryota, Viridiplantae, Streptophyta, Magnoliopsida, Asterales, Asteraceae. The coding region runs from base 482 to 1900 and encodes 472 amino acids. Gene Ontology annotation, molecular function: protein dimerization activity; DNA-binding transcription factor activity. The transcript is spliced from 8 exons. Gene Ontology annotation, cellular component: nucleus. The record is from RefSeq and is a predicted model, not a curated record. Gene Ontology annotation, biological process: regulation of DNA-templated transcription.